CCAGACGCGACGACGUGCAGGUUGACUAAUUGCCUGGUUCCCCUAACUCAAACUCAAGUCCAAACCCCAGCUAAACCCAGCACGCACACUUAGAAGAGAACUCGAAACCUAUUGCACCUGCACACAGUCGCGCUCUAAUCAAUUCUAAGUAAAUAAAUCAAAGUUUGAAAGUACAGGCAAAGUCAAACGCUUCAUCAUGUCGGCGAAAGCAAUCACGGAGGCCUCCGGCAAGGACAUCCUGAACCGCCACCUCAACACCCAUGGCGCCGGCGUGGCCACCUGCCGCUUUGCUACAGUGAACUCCAGCACAGAUUGGUCCAAGCUCUCCGUCGACAAUCCAUGGCUGCUGACCACGCCUCUGGUGGUCAAGCCCGAUCAACUGAUCAAGCGCCGCGGAAAGCUGGGAUUGAUUGGUGUCAAGAAGACCUUCGAGCAGGUGAAGCAGUGGAUUGGUGAGCGCCUCAACAAGGACCAGAAGAUCGGAAAUGCGGUCGGCAAGCUGCGCAACUUCAUCAUCGAGCCUUUUGUGCCGCACACGGAUGCUGAGGAGAUGUACGUGUGCAUUUACUCGCACCGCGCGGCCGACACCAUCCUAUUCUACCACCAGGGUGGCGUGGAUAUUGGCGAUGUGGAUGCUAAGGCCGUGAAGUUGGACGUCCCUGUAAACUCCACUCUGUCGCUGGCCGACGUUAAGAGCAAGCUCUUAAAGGAGGUCAAGGAUGCUGGCACCAAGGAGCGCAUUGCCAAGUUCAUUAGCGCUUUGUACACCACCUAUGUGGACCUGUACUUUACAUAUCUGGAGAUCAACCCUCUGGUGGUGACGGCCGAUAAUCUGUACAUCCUGGAUUUGGCGGCCAAGCUGGACUCGACCGCUGACUUCAUCUGCCGUCCCAAGUGGGGCGAGAUCGACUACCCUCCUCCGUUUGGCCGGGAUGCCUAUCCCGAGGAGGCCUACAUCGCCGAUCUGGACGCCAAGAGCGGUGCUUCGCUCAAGCUGACGAUACUCAAUCGUAACGGUCGUAUCUGGACAAUGGUGGCGGGCGGUGGCGCCAGUGUCAUUUACUCAGACACCAUCUGUGAUCUGGGUGGAGCCUCCGAGCUGGCCAACUAUGGAGAAUACAGUGGAGCUCCUUCGGAGCAGCAGACCUACGAGUACGCCAAGACGAUCCUCAACCUGAUGACCUCCUCCCCAAAGCAUCCUGAUGGCAAGGUGCUGAUUACUGGAGGUGGCAUUGCCAACUUUACCAAUGUGGCGGCGACCUUCCAAGGUAUCAUCACCGCCCUGCGCGAGUUCCAGCCCAAGCUCGUGGAGCACAAUGUUUCGAUCUUUGUGCGACGUGCCGGACCCAACUACCAGGAGGGUCUCCGGAAGAUGCGCGACUUUGGCAGCACCCUGGGCAUCCCACUGCACGUCUUUGGACCCGAGACCCACAUGACCGCCAUUUGCGGAAUGGCGCUGGGCAAGCGACCUAUUCCCCAGGUGUCUAGCGUUGAGUUCUCGACGGCCAACUUCCUGCUGCCCGGUGGACAGCAGGCCCAGGCAGAUCUUAAGGCGGCCAGCGAUGCUACCGAGACUUUGGGUUCCGGUUCCGCCCUGAGCCCGACCGCAGCUAAACCGAUUAAACUACCACCUAUCUCAGCAGAUGAGGGCGACAGCGCUAGCGUCGCCGGUGCUCAGCGCAACGGAUCGAGUCUGAACCGAAAGUUCUUCUCCAACACCACCAAGGCGAUUGUGUGGGGCAUGCAGCAGCGGGCGGUGCAGUCGAUGCUCGAUUUUGACUUUAUCUGCAGACGCGAUGAGCCUUCUGUGGUGGCAAUGGUAUAUCCCUUCACCGGGGAUCACAAGCAGAAGUACUACUGGGGUCACAAGGAAAUCCUCAUCCCCGUGUACAAGAAAAUGUCCGAUGCCAUCCACAAGCACAAGGAUGUCGAUGUUAUGGUCAACUUCGCUUCCAUGCGCAGCGCUUACGAGUCGACCCUCGAGGUGCUAGAAUUCCCCCAGAUCCGGACAGUGGCCAUUAUCGCCGAGGGAAUUCCGGAGAACAUGACCCGCAAGCUGAUCCUCGAGGCGGACAAAAAGGGAGUCGCCAUCAUUGGACCCGCUACCGUGGGAGGUGUUAAGCCCGGAUGCUUUAAGAUUGGCAACACCGGCGGUAUGCUGGACAACAUCCUGCACUCGAAACUGUACCGUCCAGGAAGUGUGGCGUAUGUUUCCCGCUCCGGAGGAAUGUCCAAUGAGUUGAACAACAUCAUCUCGAAGGCUACCGACGGCGUGAUCGAGGGCAUUGCCAUCGGAGGAGAUCGUUACCCAGGCUCCACCUUCAUGGACCACAUUCUGCGCUAUCAAGCCGAUCCGGAGACCAAGCUGAUCGUCUUGCUGGGAGAAGUUGGUGGCACCGAGGAGUACGACGUGUGCGCCGCUCUGAAGGACGGUCGUAUUACCAAGCCUCUGGUGGCCUGGUGCAUUGGAACCUGCGCCAGCAUGUUUACUUCCGAAGUCCAGUUUGGCCACGCCGGAUCCUGCGCGAAUUCCGAUCAGGAGACGGCCACAGCUAAGAACAAGAGCCUGCGAGAAGCCGGCGCCUACGUUCCAGAUUCUUUCGACACACUGGGCGAGCUCAUCCAUCACGUGUACGGCGAGCUAGUGAAGACUGGUCGUGUUGUGCCCAAGGAGGAGGUGCCGCCACCAACAGUCCCCAUGGAUUACUCGUGGGCCCGUGAGCUGGGUCUCAUCCGGAAGCCCGCCUCCUUCAUGACAUCGAUCUGCGACGAGCGUGGCCAGGAGCUGAUCUACGCAGGAAUGCCAAUCAGCGAGGUGCUCAGCAAGGACGUCGGCAUCGGCGGCGUUAUCUCUCUGCUGUGGUUCCAGCGUUGCCUGCCUUCCUACGUGUGCAAGUUCUUUGAGAUGUGUCUGAUGGUCACUGCGGAUCACGGACCCGCCGUUUCGGGAGCUCACAACACCAUUGUGUGCGCCCGUGCUGGCAAGGAUCUGGUCUCCUCCGUCGUCAGCGGUCUGCUGACCAUUGGCGAUCGCUUCGGAGGUGCUCUGGAUGGAUCUGCACGUCAGUUCUCAGAGGCGUACGACACCAACCUGCAUCCCAUGGAGUUCGUGAACAAGAUGCGCAAGGAGGGCAAGCUUAUCCUGGGCAUUGGUCACCGAGUGAAGUCCAUCAACAACCCGGAUGUGCGCGUUAAGAUCAUUAAGGAAUUCGUGCUGGAGCACUUCCCUGCGUGCCCGCUUCUUAAAUACGCCCUGGAGGUGGAAAAGAUUACGACCAACAAGAAACCGAAUCUUAUCCUCAAUGUGGACGGCGUGAUAGCUACCGCAUUCGUGGACAUGCUGCGCAACAGCGGCUCAUUUACCAGUGAGGAGGCACAGGAGUACAUCAAUGUGGGUGCAAUCAACUCGCUGUUCGUCCUGGGCCGUAGCAUAGGAUUUAUCGGCCACUACAUGGAUCAGAAGCGUCUCAAACAGGGCCUGUACCGCCACCCGUGGGACGACAUCUCAUACGUCAUUCCCGAGCAGUACAACUAGGCGGGCAGAUAGUGCCGCGUCGAUGUUAUAUAUUUACGUAUAUACAAGCAUAUAUAUAUUAUUCGGAAGUUGUUGUAGUUAAGCACAGAUGUAUGAUGUUAGGCAGGGAGUAACCCGCUCCCCUGGCUGGAAGGAUCCACCCCGGUCUAUCCGCGCAUGUGCCUCUCCCCAAUUCCCUUCCCCUCUCACUUAACCUGCAUUUAAAGUUCUUAAGUUACCAUCAUUACCCUCGUUGUUCUUGUAAGCUGUGCGAGCCUUGGAGCCCGUUGGGGUUUUGGAAUCUAGACCUAGUGAAAUUUAGUGCUCCGAGCCGCACUACAUAACAGUACCCCAGCAUAACACUAUUUGAUACUUUUAUACUUUAGUUUGGAUGCUCACAAUUGUCUAGACAACAAGAGAAUAAAUUGUUGCAAAAGCUUAAUUUUAUUUUUA
Molecule: messenger RNA, 3967 nt
Organism: Drosophila subpulchrella
Lineage: Eukaryota; Metazoa; Arthropoda; Insecta; Diptera; Drosophilidae
Gene: ATPCL
Product: ATP-citrate synthase
Exons: 9
Coding region: 197-3535 (1112 amino acids)
Biological process (GO): fatty acid biosynthetic process; acetyl-CoA biosynthetic process; tricarboxylic acid cycle
Cellular component (GO): cytosol
Molecular function (GO): ATP citrate synthase activity
Source: RefSeq, a predicted model, not a curated record